Molecule: messenger RNA, 948 nt
Organism: Chinchilla lanigera (long-tailed chinchilla)
Lineage: Eukaryota; Metazoa; Chordata; Mammalia; Rodentia; Chinchillidae
Product: taste receptor type 2 member 140-like
Exons: 1
Coding region: 1-948 (315 amino acids)
Biological process (GO): sensory perception of taste; detection of chemical stimulus involved in sensory perception of bitter taste; G protein-coupled receptor signaling pathway
Cellular component (GO): membrane
Molecular function (GO): G protein-coupled receptor activity; bitter taste receptor activity
Source: RefSeq, a predicted model, not a curated record
AUGAAUAGUUUUAUGGGGAGCACAUUUAAAAUCCUUUUAAGUGUGGAAUUCAUAAUUGGAAAUGUAGGAAAUGGCUUCAUAGCACUGGUAAACUGCAUGGACUCUGUGAAGAAAAGAAAGAUCUCUCCAGUUGAUGAAAUACUCACAGCGCUGGCAAUCUCCAGAAUUGGUCUGUUUUUCUCAGUAGUCAUAAUUAAAUUGGCAUUUAUGGCUUACCCAGAGAAACUGAUGACUAAAAGCAUGUUAAGAAUGAUUAAUGUUAUCUGGAUAGUGACCAAUCAUUUUAGCAUAUGGCUUGCUGCAUGCCUCAACGUCUUUUAUUUUCUCAAGGUAGCCUAUUUUACUAACUCGAUUUUUCUUUACCUGAAGUGGAGAGUUAAAAAAGUGGUUUCAAUGACACUGCUGAUGUCUCUGUUUGUCUUGUUUUUAAACAUCAUAGUUAUAUCCAUACCAGCUUAUAGUUGUAUUGAUGGAUCUAAAAUAAACAUAUCUUCCAGUUCCGGUUUGAGGAACUCUACGUGGUCUUUCAAACUUUUCUUAUUCACCAACUCCAUGUUUGCUCUCAUACCCUACACUCUGUCUUUGACAACUUGUCUUCUCCUCAUCUUGUCCCUGUGCAAACAUCUGAAGAAGAUGAAGCAGAAUGCCAAAGGAUUCAGAGAUGCCAACAUCGUGGCCCACAUAAAAGCCAUGCAAAUGGGCAUGUCCUUGGUCCUACUUUAUACGGUGUUCUUACUUGUUCUCACUAUACAGAUUUCACACAUUGAAUUUCUGGAUGAUGAUAUGAUUGUUUCACUGGACUACUCCAUGGGAGCUGCAUUUUCUGCUUCACAUUCGAUUGUUCUGAUUCUGGGAAACAGUAAACUGAGGCAGACUUCUCUUUCAGUGCUGUGGUGGCUGAGGAACAGCUGCAAAUGUGCAGCUCUCAAGUUCCUAAAACACUUCUAG